Cuscuta europaea is the source of this 2144-nucleotide messenger RNA. The record is from the annotation of a GenBank genome assembly. Lineage: Eukaryota; Viridiplantae; Streptophyta; Magnoliopsida; Solanales; Convolvulaceae.
CUGUUCAUCCGCCAGGUAGAUUUUUGUUUAAUACCUUCGUCUGCGGCCAUUAAUCCUAGUUUUACUAUGUGCUUGGUGUUCGCCGUCCUGAGCCGCACCUUCUACACCUCUUUUUUGGGCGAGGUGAGGUCACGCGGUUGGUCACCGAUAUUUGGGUCGCUGUUUCUUCUUCGUUAAUUGCCCAGACAGGCUAUGGUGCGAAAAAAGCAGGUCGAGACGUCCACAUUAGGAAAUACCAGCUCCAGGUUUGCGCUUCUAACAGAAAUGGACGAGGAAUUCCCAGCCCUAAUUUCUGGGAAUAAUGUGAAGAAGACAACAACAUCACUUGAGGUUGCCAUUGCCUCGUCUGCAGCUGCUACUAUUGAGGCUGAGUCCUCUGUCCCAGGUGCAGGGACUUCUGCUAAGAAAGCCCAGGCUGGAAAUGCUGUUACCAAAGCUGGGGUUGAGACAAAACAUGGGAGUUUUAUCCAAACUGCAGCUCCACUUGCUUACGCUACAAAGGUCCACAAUGCUACUGCUAACCCUGUGGCAAUGAAAUUGGUACCUAAACCUGGGGCACCGGCAGUUCAGCCUACUGUUAAGGGGCCAUCAGCUUCUGGACUGCUAGUUUCGGACAAAGCUUUAGGUACUGGGGCUGAGAAAUCCUCGUUAGAUGCUAGUAAAGAGACUGAAAUGGUACCAAAACCAUGGAGCACUCUAUUUAAAGACAAUCGUGAUCCCACUCAUGGGCUCAAAUUGAGAUUUGUCCAACCAAAAGGAAACUCUCUGGACUUUGCUGAUAGGGUGCUGCCAUCUAUGGUUGAGAUGUGGGGGUAUUGCCUCGUCGGUUUUUUCACGGGUAAAUUCCCCGGCCUAAAGGCCAUCCAUGAACUUAAACAAAAAUGGGGUGUGAGAUGUCUUGUGAGGAGCCAUGACAAGGAUUGGAUUAUUUUCAAGUUUCAAAAUGAAGCAGAUAGAACUCAAGUGCUAAAGGAGGGGCCCUACACGAUCUUUGGGAAAUCCCUUAUGCUUAAGGUACUCUCGGAGGAUUUCUCUUUUGAAGAUAAAGAAUUCCUCAAAGUUCCUAUUUGGGUCAAAUUCCCUAACCUACCUAUGAAAUUAUGGAACGAGGAUGCUAUGAGUGAGGUUGCUUCGAUGGUUGGGGUCCCAUUCACUACGGACAAAGUCACCCAAGAAAGGACAAAUCACAAGUUUGCUAGAGUGGUAAUUGAGAUCGAUGUUUCAAAGCCGCCAACACUAUCAUUUACUAUACGGCUACCUUCACGCAAGGUAGUCAAACAAUUUGUGGUUUAUGAAACAUUUCCUAACUUUUGCUUUCAUUGCAAAGAAUAUGGGCACCACCCAUUUAUUUGCAAAAAGCUCUCAAAGGAAAAUUUGGAGAAUGAUGAGAAGGAAAACAAAGGUGAGAUUGAGGUUGAAAAUUCUACACAACAAGAAAAGAAGGCUGCUGCCCGGGAAGGUACUCUAGCUCCAGGGGCUAACUCUACCCAUGAUACUGCUGAUUUUGAAGUUACUGCUGAUGCAAUUGAUGAUAUUGCUGCUGUGCUUGAAGAAGAUUCUGUUGCUGCGGUUGUACAAACUGCUCUUGAAGCUACUGCUGAAUUUAAAGAAACUAUUUCUGCGUUUAAUGAACCUGCUGCGGUACCAUCUGCCCAAGAAGCUACUGCUGCGUUUAAAGAACCUGCUGCUACUGCGCUUAAAGGGGUUGCUGCUGCUGUUCCCAAUCAAGCGUUUAAAGAGGGUGCUGCAGCUGCUGCUUUUGAGGAACCUGCUGCAACAAUUGAAGCUGCUGCAUGUGAUGAACCUGCUGCAGAAAUUGAGCUACCUGCUGUGUUCAAAGAGGGUGUUGCAGCUGCUGCAUUUGAAGAACCUGCUGCAGCAAUUGUAGCUGCUAGAGCUGCUGGAAUGGGAGUUACACCGACACAAGUUCAUGAAGUGGAAGCCGUUGCUACUGCCGCGCCGGACCAGCUGUUGCAACCUCCCAAACCACUUGUCAGCUACACUCUAAGAGUCCGUGUGGGGAAGGAUGGGAAGAAAAGAUUUUUUAAAAAUGAUGUUGAGAUUAGUAAUAAUGUAUUGAAUUAAUUAUCUCGGGGCCUGUCCCGAUAUUUACUAGUCUGAUGGUUUGGGAUGUUUAAAUCUAG